AAUAUUCUAUACAUCUGGCAACGGCGCACCUUCAAUUUGUGUGUGUUGACUAAAAAUUCAGUUUGAAUACUCACCUACUAGAGUGAUUUGGUAUUUUCAUAUUACAUUGUUCAACAGGGAAAUAUAGAUAUAUGAAUUUAUUCACAACUCUUGUUUUUCAGUGUGAUAAUUAUUAUGUGUAAAUUUGUUAUUGUAUAUUUGUACCUGUAUUCCUUCGUGGUUCUGGGAAUUGAAUUAGGACCAGUAUUGGAAAUUUUAGAUGGCCAAAUACAAGGAAGAGUUGAGAAAAAUUCAAACGGUAAAACAUUUCAUGCUUUCGAAGGUGUACCCUUUGCGGUUCCACCUAUUGGUGAGGAGCGAUUCACAAUUUCAAGAAAACUAGACACUUGUUGGAGUGGUGUUCUUAAAGCUGAUGAUAACAGUCAUAAAUGUGUGCAAUCGAUACUAUUGAAAGAUUAUUCGGAUUUUCCAGGAAACCCUUCAUUUCAUAUAAUAGGUUCAGAAGACUGCUUAUAUCUGAAUAUUUAUUCACCCGCGAAUUUAGGAAAAGGCGAAAAUAAUGAAUUGCCAGUACUUGUUUGGAUACAUGAAGGCGCUUUUCAAUAUAAAUCGAAGCAACUUUAUAAACCAAAUUUUUUCAUGGAUUUUGAUAUAGUCGUAGUAACUAUUAAUUACAGAUUGGGACCACUAGGUUUCCUUUCUACCCAUGAUGGUGUAAUACCCAGUAACUUAGGUCUUAAAGAUCAAAGGCAAGCUAUUCGAUGGGUAUCCCAAAAUAUCAAAUAUUUUGGGGGAGAUCCCACUAAAGUGACAGUAGCAGGACAAAGCGCUGGUUCAAUUGGUAUCAGUUAUCUUCUUCUAGAUGAAAAAUGUCAAGGACUAUUCAGAGGAGCUAUAUUGGAAAGUGGGUCGGCUUUAUGUCCACAUGACUUUCAAUCAGAUCCAAAAACUCAGGCAUAUCAUUUAGGUCGUCUCAUUAAUCCUGACUUCAAAAAUAACUCGAUCGAUUUAUUGAAAACAUUAAAGCAAAUGUCUAUCAACGAACUCAUGGAAUAUGCUUACUCUCCAUAUUUCAGGUUAAAUAAUAAAAAUGACGUUUGGCAAAUAAAUAUCUUAAAUAAUGUGUGGCUACCAGUCGUAGAGAAUUCUAAGGAUGAAGAUAUCGUGAUUCCUAUGCCUAUGCAUCAAGCAUUUUUAGACGGGCAAUUCAUAAAAAUUCCCAUGAUUGCAGGAUUUACAUCAGACGAAGCUGUAGGUGUUCCAGAAUAUGAAGAAUCUUUCAAAGAUGCUCGUGAAGCGAAUGACAAUCCUGGCUUUCUAAUAGACCCAAAUUUGAAUAUUAAAAAUAAACAUGAAGCUGGGGAAAAGCUUAAAGCUGUGUAUACGGAAGAUUUUACAACGAAUCUUAAUGCUGUAGUAAAAUUUUUUAGUGAUUAUUACUAUAUCACGCCUAUUUUACGUCAGGCUGAUCUAAUUAGAAGCCAUGUACCAGUUUUCCUUUACCAGUUUUCAUACCAACAUUCCACGAAGCUCCAGACGGACUUACCAGAAAAAGUUGGACAUAGCAGUGAAUUGCGAUACAUAUUUCGUGACAACGAAUUUCCAAAUGAACAAGACCGAUUAACGCAUGAAAGAAUGAUGAAAAUGUGGACUAAUUUCAUCAAAUUCCAACAUCCAACACCGGAUGCACAUGAUGACACUCUCAUCAAAUGGCCAAAAACUACUCACAACUUAGAGUACUUGAACAUAAAUCGAACAUUAUCGAUAUUAAAUCACCCUAGGAGAUAUGAAGCUUGGAGGCAAAUCUUAAGUGAAUAUAUAGAUAAACCGUACUGGAUAUACUAAGUUAAUUGACUGUUAUAUUAUUUAGAUAGCUGCAAUCAAAUUAUCUAUAAAUUCCUCAUUUAUGUGUAGUAAUUAAACCUGAAUCAAUCUUGUCAUAUUGGAGAAUUAAUCAAUCAAAAUAGACGUAGCUAUCAUUAAAUUGAUUAUUUGAAUUAUGUCUUUAAUCUAUAGAAAGUGUUAUUUUCUUAUUUCCACUCAUUUUUUUGAUAUUAAGUACAUAUAUCAUCAUUAUCCUUGACCUUAUAUUAUUUGCCGGGUAUUUUUAUAAUUCUAUCGGUAUAAAACUUUUUAGCCACCAACAAAAGCCCAACCAAAUAAUAAACGAUCUUAGAAUAUAUUCCAAUAUUUCCAGAAAGUGCAUCAAGGCUUCCCAUCAAUUUCAGUUAACUUUUGAUGAAUCAUCAGAUAUUUGUGUGGCUUGUUACAUUGACCAACUCCCGCUGCUACUUUAGAAUAUCCUCAUGAAGUAUAUUGACAGUUGACAUUGUAGUACUGGAACGCCGAUUUCAUAGUGUACCGAUUGUUUGAAUCUUGUGAAAUGGCUCCAUUUGUUUGCGUUUUAACAAAAUAUCUCAGAUUGCGAUAUGUUGUUCUUUAUGUAUCAAGCCUUUUAUAACUUAUAACGUUCUGGUCUAAAGGCAGAACUGCCGGCAAAAGUAUACUGGGCGGAGCUAUUACUCGCAAUCAUUUGGAAAGCACCGUAAAUUCGACAACGGGCAGACAGUGAAACUAGUUUACUCAUAAGUGUGUAAAUAUUAUUGUAUAAAGUAGAAUUCGAUUUGCCAGUGUAUAAUGUACACAGUCUAUCGUAAGCUGUACGACGGGACGCAAGUAAAGCUGACAGUACCUGUAAGAACAAAUCUGAGUAAUAUUUUAUUUUUAACUCAAUUUAGCCAGCAAUGACGACGCUGUUGAAAUUUUUAGAUUAGUUGACGAUUUUUUUGUUGAUCACAAGAUUGCUAAGAAAGCAAGAUGUUCUUAGUUCGUUGCACUUUACGAGGCUUUUCUGAUAGUUCAAUUAACUAUUCGCUACUACGUAUAAAAGUAGAUAUGUACAUAUGAUGUAAUUAAAUAGCCAAACUAUAAUAAAUAUUUUACUACAUGUUAUUAUUG
Molecule: messenger RNA, 2958 nt
Organism: Diorhabda sublineata
Lineage: Eukaryota; Metazoa; Arthropoda; Insecta; Coleoptera; Chrysomelidae
Product: cocaine esterase-like
Exons: 11
Coding region: 175-1845 (556 amino acids)
Source: RefSeq, a predicted model, not a curated record